Molecule: messenger RNA, 4476 nt
Organism: Phyllostomus hastatus (greater spear-nosed bat)
Lineage: Eukaryota; Metazoa; Chordata; Mammalia; Chiroptera; Phyllostomidae
Gene: MSH4
Product: mutS homolog 4
Exons: 20
Coding region: 1396-4476 (1026 amino acids)
Biological process (GO): mismatch repair; reciprocal meiotic recombination
Cellular component (GO): nucleus
Molecular function (GO): mismatched DNA binding; ATP binding; ATP-dependent DNA damage sensor activity
Source: RefSeq, a predicted model, not a curated record
UAUUAAGGGAUUGUUGGUUUUUUUGCCCUCCUGUGAUAGAUGCCAUAAUAAUUUUAAAGAUUUCAUUUAUUUUCAGAUAGGGGGAAGGAGAGGGAGAGAAACAUGGAUGUAUGAGAAACAUUGAUCUGUAGUCUCUCGCGUGCCCCCAAAGGGGGAUCUGGCUUGCAACCCAGGCAUGUGUGCUGGCCAGGAAUGGAACCAAUGACCUUUUUGCUUUGUGGGACUGCCUAAGCCACACCCCUCUGGGUGUGAGGGCACCUUUUGUGGUGGUUUUCAGAAAGACUAAAAUGAGCUCAGGUGUUCUCAGAGUAUUGCAUUUUUAGUGAAAAAUAUUUUUCUUGAGGUGGAAUUUGAAAUUUCUUAAAUGUUUGCAAUACUUUGUAUUGGUCAUUUGAAGUGAUUUUGCACAUGGGUAUUCAUGGAACACACAUUGGUCAGUGUCAAUUUUAACAUUUUGAGUGUAGGUUCUUAGAUCAAUCAAAUUGUUGGAAUUGUCCAGGAGUAUUUUGACAAGUAGCUAAUUUGAAGAAUUUCGGCUAAAUUUCAGGCUUUCUGAAAACUUGGAGGUCAUUAGGUGGAACGCUGAAAUGGCAUAGGAAAUAUUUGAAGAAGUUUGGAGGGCUGCUGUCAUUGCUGCCUGUGGUUGAACUAUUCUGUGAAUACCCGAUUUAUGAUAAUUGCAUGCAUUCAAUAAUAUUUUAAAAGGAUGCCUUCUAAGGGUAUCCAGAGUAUUUUUUCAAUCCUAUCAUCUUUAUGAAGUUUGUACUAUUUUCAUACUCAAGAAAACAACAUACAUAGUUUCCCAAAGAUUAUUUGUUGAAAAGCUAGAGUUUGCCCUGGCUGGCGUAGCUCAGUGGAUUGAGCGCGGGCUGGGAACCAAAGUGUCAGGUUCGAUUCCCAGCCAGGGUACAUGCUUGGAUUGCAGGCCAUAACCCCCAGCAACUGCACAUUGAUGUUUCUCACGUGCUCCCUCCCUCCCUCCCUCCCUUCUCUAAAAGUGAAUAAAAAAAAAAAAAAACUUGAAAGAAAAGCUAGAGUUUGAAGUUGUGUAGUCUGCUCCUAACUGAAUUAUGGGUGUGAAACUUCAAUAGCAGAAAUUGGGAGAUUGGGAUCUGUUCUUAAAACUGUCCCAAGAGAGAUCCAUUGUUUGCUUCUUUCCUAUUAUACUGUACAGAACCAUGUGUUUACUGGUUGAAGGGCUAUCUUGCAGUGAUAAUAACCUUGUUCCGGAUGCUUAUGCUUAAGAGGUUAACUGCUCUUCCCUGUAUUUAGCCACAAGACUGAUGUUAAAUGGAUUGUACCAUGAAGUGUAAGCAUGAAAAAGGAGCUAGUGUAUUUGGGAGUAGUGGGAAAUGUUAAGCCUUGGGAUAAGGGAAAUAGAAUGAUACAUGAAUAAUGGGGCUACCAAAUUGUAGGAUGGUAGGCUACCUACAUGUAGGCUAUCAGUUAAACUGCAUGUUGAGUUCUGUACCUCAGAUAAAGGUCAUAACCAAAUCCUGCGGUGGUGUACACCAGUUGCGAAUAGGUGAAAGGUGGAGUGGAAAGCUGGAGUCCUGUGCGCAUGCGCUCUGUGGCUCAGUGCGUCUGCGCGUCGUCCUCCCGCCUUUUCCCCCCAGUGUUGCUUUCUCACAGCUAAGGGCUGGAUCAGAAGUCUCUUCCUGGUACCUGAGGUUUGUGAGGAUGCUGAGGCCUGAGAUCUCUUCAGCCUCACCUUCUGUCCCUGCUGCUUCCCUGGCAUCCCUAGAGGUUCGGUCACAAGGGUCCCGCUACAAUUUCGGGAUCCGGGAGACACCCCAGAGCCACCUGUCAGCCAAGGCCUCGGCCUCCACACCAACUGGCACGUCUGGGGUCGCAGGCGACCGGAGCAGCAGCAGCAGCCUCCCUCUUGCGCCACGUACCCUGCCAGCUCAAGGUUCAUACUUUAGAAACAAAAGAUCUUAUGCAGAAAACACAUUUGCAUCAAAUUUUACUUUUGGUACAAGCUCUUCUUCUGCACAAGACAAUAAUUAUCUUCGAACACUAAAAACUCCAUUGUCUGCUGGAAAUCCCCAGAGGUCAAGUUAUAAAAGUUGGACACCGCAAAUGGGAUAUUCAGCUACAUCCUCAUCUACAGUGUCUGCGCACUGCCCAUCUGUUAUUGUAGCUGUUGUAGAAGGGAGGGGACUUGCCAGAGGUGAAAUAGGAAUGGCAAGUGUUGAUUUAAAAAGCCCGCAAAUUAUAUUAUCUCAGUUUGCAGACAACACAACAUAUACAAAGGUGAUCACUAAACUCAAAAUUUUAUCACCUUUGGAAAUAAUAAUGUCAAACACUGCUUGUGUUGCGGGGAACUCAACUAAAUUGUUUACUCUGAUCACAGAGAAUUUCAAGAAUGUAAAUUUCACUACUGUCCAAAGAAAAUACUUCAAUGAAACAAAAGGAUUAGAGUACAUUGAACAGUUAUGCAUAGCAGAGUUCAGCACUGUUCUGAUGGAGGUUCAGUCCAAGUAUUACUGCCUUGCAGCUCUUGCGGCUUUAUUAAAAUAUGUUGAGUUUAUUCAAAAUUCAGUUUAUGCACCCAGAUCGCUGAAGAUUUGUUUUCAAGGUAGUGAACAGACAGCCAUGAUAGAUUCAUCAUCAGCCCAAAACCUUGAAUUACUAAUUAAUAGUCAAGACUGUAGGAAUAAUCACACUCUCUUUGGUGUUCUGAAUUACACUAAGACUCCUGGAGGGAGUAGAAGACUUCGUUCUAAUAUAUUAGAACCUCUAGUUGAUAUUGAAACAAUUAACAUGAGAUUAGAUUGUGUUCAAGAACUACUUCAAGAUGAGGAACUCUUUUUUGGACUUCAGUCAGUUAUAUCAAGAUUUCUUGAUACAGAGCAGCUUCUUUCUGUUUUAGUCCAAAUUCCAAAGCAAGACACGGUUAAUGUAGCUGAAUCAAAGAUAACAAAUUUAAUAUACCUAAAACAUACCUUGGAACUUGUGGAUCCUUUAAAGAUUACUCUGAAGAACUGUACUAUGCCUUUAUUAAGAGCUUACUAUGGAUCUUUGGAAGAUAAGAGGUUUGGAAUCAUACUUGAAAAGAUUAAAACAGUAAUUAAUGAUGAUGCAAGAUACAUGAAAGGAUGCCUGAACAUGAGGACUCAGAAGUGCUAUGCAGUGAGGUCUAACAUAAAUGAGUUUCUUGACAUAGCUAGAAGAACAUAUACAGAGAUUGUAGAUGACAUAGCAGGAAUGAUAUCACAACUUGCAGAAAAAUAUGGUCUUCCUUUAAGGACAAGUUUUAGCUCUACUAGAGGAUUUUUCAUCCAGAUGACUAUAGAUUGUACAGCCUUACCCAAUGAUCAACUUCCUUCAGAGUUUAUUAAGAUUUCUAAAGUGAAAAAUUCUUAUAGCUUUACUUCGGCAGAUUUAAUUAAAAUGAAUGAAAGAUGCCAAGAGUCUUUGAGAGAAAUCUAUCACAUGACUUACAUGAUAGUGUGCAAGCUGCUUAGUGAGAUUUAUGAAUAUAUUCAUUGUUUAUAUAAACUGUCUGACACCGUGUCAAUGCUGGAUAUGCUACUGUCAUUUGCUCAUGCCUGCACUCUUUCUGACUACGUUCGGCCAGAGUUUACUGAUACAUUAGCAAUCAAACAAGGAUGGCAUCCCAUUCUUGAAAGAAUAUCUGUGGAAAAACCUGUUGCCAACAAUACCUAUAUUACAGAAGGAAGUAAUUUUUUGAUCAUAACUGGACCAAAUAUGAGUGGGAAAUCCACGUAUUUAAAACAGAUUGCAGUUUGUCAGAUUAUGGCCCAGAUUGGAUCAUAUGUUCCAGCAGAAUAUUCUUCCUUUAGAAUUGCUGAACAGAUUUUUACAAGAAUCAGUACUGAUGAUGAUAUAGAAACAAAUUCAUCAACAUUUAUGAAGGAAAUGAAAGAGAUAGCAUACAUUGUACAUAAUGCUAAUGACAAAUCACUCAUAUUAAUUGAUGAACUUGGCAGAGGUACUAAUACAGAAGAAGGUAUUGGCAUUUGUUAUGCUGUUUGUGAAUAUCUGCUGAGCUUAAAGGCAUUUACACUGUUUGCUACACAUUUCUUGGAACUAUGCCAUCUAGAUGUCCUGUAUCCCAAUGUAGAAAACAUGCAUUUUGAAGUUCAACAUGUAAAAAACACCUCAAGAAAUAAAGGAGCAAUCUUGUAUACCUACAGACUUUCUAAGGGAUUCACAGAAGAAAAAAAUUAUGGGUUAAAAGCUGCAGAGGUGUCAUCACUCCCACCAUCAAUUGUCUUGGAUGCCAAAGAAAUCACAGCUCAAAUUACCAGACAAAUUUUGAAAAACCAGUGGAAUACCCCUGAGAUGGAAAGACAGAGAGCUGUGUACCAUCUAGCUACUAGGCUAGUUCAGACUGCUCGAAACUCUCGGUUGGAUCCAGACAGUCUGCGAACAUAUUUAAGCAGUCUCAAAAAGAAGUAUGAAGCAGAUGUUCCCAAGGCUGAGCAAAUUUUAGGAAAGACUGAAUAA